UCAAAAGAACGAUUCGUCCAGUAAUCGGACAUCGCUUGAUCGGAUAAGGAUGUCCAGCAGCUAUAGCUGUCAACGUCCGUUUCUCUUCAGUAUUCACUUUCAAUCGGCCCUCAUGUGGAUGUGAACACAAAAAGUGACUGGCAGCAAAUGUGAUUUGGAUAGACGUGCAAUGAAAACCAGUCCUAAAGCAGGGCAAGGUCAAUCAGCUAAUAUGAGCAGUGAGCUCAACGUGCCAAUGGGCUCCCCCGCUCCCGGGGGCUCCGACCGGCUGCAGGAUGGUGGUGGCAUGGACUACAGGGACUGGGUUCGCCGCAGUUAUCUGGAGCUGGUCACCUCUAAUCAUCACUCGGUCCAGGCUCUCUCGUGGAGAAAACUCUACCUCAGCAGGGCGAAGCUCAAGGCCUCCAGCCGAACCUCAGCCCUGCUGUCUGGCUUUGCCAUGGUGGCCAUGGUGGAGGUUCAGCUGGAGAUGCAGUACAACUACCCACGUUUCCUGCUCAUUGCCUUCAGCGUUUGUACCACAGUGCUGGUGGCCGUCCACCUGUUCGCCCUCCUCAUCAGCACCUGUAUCCUACCCAACGUGGAAGCCGUCAGCAACAUCCACAAUCUCAACUCCGUCUCCGAGUCUCCCCACGAGAGGAUGCACCACUACAUUGAGCUGGCCUGGGGCUUUUCCACCGCUCUAGGGAUCAUUCUGUUCCUGGCAGAGGUGGUGCUCCUCUGCUGGAUUAAGUUCUUGCCGGUAGACUCUGGUGCGCAAUCCGCGUCAAUCCAGGCAGUCCUUAAGCAGCAGAACUGUAGCUCUCCUGCGGGUCAGCCCGGCCACAGUGGCUGGCAGGCGGCCUUGGCCUCCACCAUCAUCAUGGUGCCGGUUGGAUUGAUCUUUGUGGUGUUCACCAUUCACUUCUACCGUUCGCUAGUGCGACACAAAACUGAGCGGCACCAUCAGGAGAUCGAGGAGCUGCACAAAAUCAAGGUGCAGCUGGACGGCCAUGAGCGAGGCUUGCAAUCGGUGUGAGAUCUAGGGAUGCUUUUCGCUCCAUUGCUAGACUCUUUAAGCUUUCAAGCACAUCAAAACUCCUUGAGUCUUUCGGGCUUAUCUUAUUCUUAGAGGAAAUGCCUUUUUGCCUGGUGAAAGGAUUACUCGUGUAGGAACUGGGGAAGAUUUUCAGAAACAAAGGCGCACGUUUACAAGAUUUCAAACAGAAGGGCUAUUUAUUUAUAUUUCUUUAGGCUUAAGGUCACUUUAAGUGCCAUUUUCUGUUUCUAUGCCUCUAAAUACACUAAGUGAAUAUCGCAGAGUGGCUUUCUUUAAUAUCAUUUGCCUACUUCUCUUCCUUUUGCCAUGCCAUCCUGGAUCGAUAGU
This is a messenger RNA of Rhinichthys klamathensis goyatoka, 1366 nucleotides long. RefSeq names its product ORAI calcium release-activated calcium modulator 2 (gene orai2). The record is from RefSeq and is a predicted model, not a curated record. The transcript has 4 exons. Gene Ontology annotation, cellular component: membrane. The coding region runs from base 170 to 1018 and encodes 282 amino acids. Lineage: Eukaryota; Metazoa; Chordata; Actinopteri; Cypriniformes; Leuciscidae. Gene Ontology annotation, biological process: store-operated calcium entry. Gene Ontology annotation, molecular function: store-operated calcium channel activity.